This is a messenger RNA of Aspergillus brunneoviolaceus CBS 621.78, 699 nucleotides long. Its product is annotated as glutaredoxin. The transcript is spliced from 3 exons. Gene Ontology annotation, cellular component: nucleus; cytoplasm. The coding region runs from base 285 to 602 and encodes 105 amino acids. Gene Ontology annotation, biological process: cellular response to oxidative stress. Lineage: Eukaryota; Fungi; Ascomycota; Eurotiomycetes; Eurotiales; Aspergillaceae. Gene Ontology annotation, molecular function: glutathione disulfide oxidoreductase activity. The record is from RefSeq and is a predicted model, not a curated record.
CCUUGCGCCAUCCCGCCAACAUCUCUCUCCAUUAUCCCCGUCCUCCAAACCCAAACACCGAUCAACUUACCGUCCAUCGUCCAUAUAAUCCCGUCGCUACCCCUCACUCUUCCGUCCCCUCUUCUUCCUUCUUUUCCAACCCACCAUCCACCAAACAACAAACCCAACCCACCUCUUCGACCCGUCCCUCGUGCGCCGGUCGAAUCUCCUUCCCAAACUCGCCCACCAUAGCUUCCAUCUUCACUCGUCUUUUCGGCUCCUUCGCCGGCCCCUCCCCCGCCACCAUGGCCUCCGCAAAGACCAAGGCUCAGAACCUGAUCAACGAGAAUGGCGUCGUCGUCUUCUCCAAAUCCUACUGCCCCUACUGCGUCGCCAGCAAGCGCCUCCUCAACGAGCUGGGCGCCGAGUACAAGGUCCUGGAGUUGGAUCAGAUCUCCGACGGCCAAGCCAUCCAGGAUGCUCUGUACGAGAUUUCCUCGCAGAAGACCGUGCCCAACAUCUUCAUCAGCCAGAAGCACAUCGGCGGCAACUCGGAUCUGCAGGGCAAGGACCGCGCGCAGCUGAAGCAGUUGCUGACGGCUGCGGGGGCUUUGAAGGCUUAGAUUUCCAGCCAGGGGGUGAUAGGGCGGAUAUUGUAGGGGAGAUAGAAUUAGGUUGAAUAUAUUUGGUUACUGUUCGAUGCUUGGUGUUUUGGGAUCU